AUGGUCAAGUUUACUGCCCCUGCUGCGGCUCUGCUGAACGUCGCUCUGGUAGCGGCGUCUCCUUAUGGCCACCGCGCACCUCACAUUCGUUACACCAACACCGUUGCUCGCGCAAGCAACGCCACCGGCUGUGUUGUCACCAAGUACGACGACAUUGCGAAUGCUGUCAAGACGUGCACCGACAUCACGCUCUCUAACAUUGCUGCGCCCUCCAACGGUGCUAUCGAUCUCUCCAAGCUUCAGACGGGCACCAAGGUCACAUUCGACGGCACAACCACUUUUGCCGACACUGUCGACAGCAGCUUCGACCCCAUCAUCAUCUCCGGCACCAACAUUGUUGUUACUGGCGCUCCCGGGCAUGUGAUUGAGGGCAAUGGUGCCGCUUACUGGGACGGUCUUGGAUCCAACGGUGGUGUCGACAAGCCCAACCACUUCGUUGUUGUCAAGAAGACCACCAACGCCAAGAUCACCAACCUGAACAUCAAGAACUGGCCCGUCCACUGCUUCUCCAUGACCGGCAACCAGGGCCUGACCGUUUCCGGCCUCGUCCUCGACAACUCUGCUGGUGAUGCGCCCAACGCUAAGAGCGGCAGCAAGGCAGCCGCCCACAACAGUGACGGCUUCGAUAUCUCCUCCAGUGACAACGUCCUGCUGGAGAACAUCAAGGUCCACAACCAGGAUGACUGCGUCGCCGUCACCAGUGGAACCAAUAUCACUGUCAACAACCUGUACUGCUACGGAGGUCACGGCCUCAGCAUCGGCUCCAUCGGUGGCAAGAGCAACAACGCCGUUGACGGUGUUACCUUCUCCAACUCCCAGAUCGUUAAGAGCUCCAACGGCUGCCGUAUCAAGUCAAACUCCGGCACCACCGGCGAGAUCAACAACGUCACGUACAAGAACAUCACCCUCACCGAUAUCGACACCUACGGUAUUGAUGUCCAGCAGGACUACCUCAACGGUGGCCCGACCGGCACCCCCACCAACGGUGUCAAGAUCUCUGGCAUCCACUUCAUCGACGUGACCGGAACUGCCACCAGCGACGCCUACAACUACUACAUCCUCUGCGGUGACGGCAGCUGCUCCGACAUCACCUUUGAGAACACCAAGAUCACGGGAGGUGGCAAGACCAGCAGCUGCAACUUCCCCGCCAGCGGAUGCCCGGCAUAA
Molecule: messenger RNA, 1167 nt
Organism: Colletotrichum phormii
Lineage: Eukaryota; Fungi; Ascomycota; Sordariomycetes; Glomerellales; Glomerellaceae
Product: family 28 glycosyl hydrolase
Exons: 4
Coding region: 1-1167 (388 amino acids)
Biological process (GO): pectin catabolic process
Cellular component (GO): extracellular region
Molecular function (GO): polygalacturonase activity
Source: RefSeq, a predicted model, not a curated record